ACACAAAAUAUGGAUUACAUGUCUAUCCUCACGUUCUUAUACUCGCAAUUCUUCAUCACCCCCAAGUAUCCAGAGCAAUCAUGCAAGGGACAAGUCUACAUCGUGACUGGAGCAAAUGUCGGCCUAGGGUUUGAAGCCGCCCGUCAUCUUGUUCGCCUUGGUGCAGACAAGGUCAUACUCGCAUGCAGAAAUCUCGAGAAGGCCGAAGCAGCAGUCAAGGACAUCGAACGGAGUACCCAAAGGACCGGAGUGGCAGAGGUGUGGUCGCUAGAUCUGUCCUCUUUCGAGAGUGUUAAGGAGUUUGCCAAGAAGGUCGAUACCUUGCCUCGCAUUGACGCCAUAGUCGAGAAUGCCGGUAUGUCUUAUCACCUCACUGAGAAGUUCAAGCUGUUUGAGGACAACGAAUCCACAAUCACAGUGAACGUAAUCUCGACCUUCCUUUUGGCACUUCUUGUUCUGCCUGCCCUGAAGCGAUCAUCGCAAAAGCACAACAUCCAACCAAGACUCACAAUCGUGGCCUCCGAAGUCCAUCAUUGGACGGACCUUCCAGAACGAAACAAGGGUGAUUCAAUCUUUGACUCUUUGGCAACGCCCGAGCUUUCCGAGAUGGGCCAACGAUACCCAGUCAGCAAACUCAUGGAUGUCUUCUGUACUCGGGCUUUGGUCGAGAGAACCACAUCAUCGUAUCCGGUUACUAUCAACACCAUGAACCCUGGCUUCUGUUACAGUGAGCUGUCGAGAGAGGUCAACAGUUUUGGCUUCCGUUUAAUGUACAAGCUUCUGGCUAGAACAACCGAAGUGGGCAGCAGGACCCUUGUUGCUGCUGCAACUGCUUCACACGAUACUCAUGGCCAGUACAUGAGCAACUGUAUGGUUGAGGAGCCUUCCAAGUUUGUCAGGAGUGAAGAGGGUAAAAGAACACAGAAGAGGGUCUGGGCGGAAUUGAGUGACAAGCUGGAGGCUAUUCAGCCUGGCAUCCUCAAAAACAUCUGA
Aureobasidium musti is the source of this 993-nucleotide messenger RNA. The record is from the annotation of a GenBank genome assembly. NCBI's taxonomy places the organism in Eukaryota, Fungi, Ascomycota, Dothideomycetes, Dothideales, Saccotheciaceae.